Morchella importuna is the source of this 273-nucleotide messenger RNA. RefSeq lists its product as uncharacterized. The record is from RefSeq and is a predicted model, not a curated record. The transcript has 2 exons. Bases 1 to 273 code for a protein of 90 amino acids. Lineage: Eukaryota; Fungi; Ascomycota; Pezizomycetes; Pezizales; Morchellaceae.
AUGGCACAGUUCAGAGAUAUCGACCUGGACUCCCUGUCCUUCAUCAUCAACCAUGUUUUUCUCCCACCACAGCUCCCACAGAGAGCCGAGACCGACGUCGGAGAGGGCAAUUCUGUGCUAUUGAAAGUUGUGCGGGACAUCGCCAAAUCCUAUCACGAGAGAAGGGGUUACGACAUGGAUGAGCAGUGGAUGUCAGCCGUCAAGAUGCUCACGAACCUUUGUCAGCUCGAGAAUAACAACUUGUUUGGGGAAAUGGCCAGUGCUAAGCGAUAA